AUGGGUAUUCAAAAGAAGCAUGGAAAAGGUCGUUUGGAUAAAUGGUAUCGCCUUGCGAAGGAGAAGGGAUACCGAUCCCGUGCUGCUUUCAAGUUGGUUCAGCUGAACAAGAAAUAUGGAUUCCUGGAGAAGAGCAAAGUCUUGCUGGAUCUUUGUGCUGCCCCUGGUGGUUGGUGUCAAGUUGCCGCAGAGUGUAUGCCGAAUCAAAGUAUCAUCAUUGGUGUUGAUCUUUCCCCCAUCAAACCUAUCCCUCGAGUCAUCAGCUUCCAGAGUGAUAUCACCACUGAUAAGUGCCGCGCUACAAUCCGAUCCCAUUUGAAAACCUGGAAAGCAGACACUGUUCUUCACGAUGGUGCCCCCAACGUCGGUACAGCUUGGGUGCAAGAUGCUUUCUCUCAGGCUGAGUUGACGCUGGAAUCGUUGAGACUGGCCACGGACUUUCUGAUUGAGGGUGGAACCUUUGUCACCAAGGUUUUCAGAUCCAAGGAUUACAACCCUCUUCUGUGGGUGUUCAAACAGUUGUUCACCUCCGUUGAAGCUACCAAGCCUCCCUCUUCUCGUAACGUAUCAGCCGAAAUUUUCGUUGUCUGCCGUGGAUUCAAGGCUCCCAAGCGCAUCGAUCCGAAGUUCCUUGACCCCAAGCACGUUUUUGCAGAACUUUCUGCGCCGAACCCAAACAAUGAAGCCAAGGUUUUCAACCCUGAAGUCAAGAAGCGAAAGCGUGAUGGUUACGAGGAGGGCGACUACACUCAAUUCAAGGAGAUCCCUGUAGCGGAAUUCAUCAACACCACCGACCCUAUUGCCAUUCUAGGUUCCUACAACAAACUCAGUUUCCAGCAACCCCCAGGCGGAGAUCUUGCUAUGUCUACUAUCGAUCGACUGGAGGAAACUACAGAGGAGAUUCGAACUUGCUGUGAGGAUCUGAAGAUUCUUGGAAAGAAAGAAUUCCGAAACUUGCUCAAAUGGCGUUUGAAGCUCCGUGAAAAGUUCGGCCUGGUUGUCAAGAAGAAGCAGGGACAAGAGGAAGACGAGGCAGAGGAAGUCGCAGAAGUUGCUCCGAUGGAUGAGGAAUUGGCUAUCCAGGAACAGUUGCACAAGAUGCGAGAGAAAGAGACUACCCGGGAAAAGAAAGAAAGACGCAAGGAAAAUGAGAAGAAGCGAAAGGAAAUUGUCCGUUUGCAAAUGCAUAUGACCACACCCAUGGAAAUUGGUAUGGAGCAAGUCGGUCCUGGUGGUGACGACACUACAUUUUCCCUUCGGCGCGUGGAUAAGGCAGGUGCCCGAGAUGCUGUUGUCAAUGCUCGUGAUUUGCCCGUUGAAAGCGAGAGCGAAGAAGAUGAUUCGGAAGAUGACGAGAGCGACGACGAUGGCGAUCGCCUCGAAAGAAUGCUCGAUUCUAUGUACGACCAAUAUCAAGAGCGUAUGGAGGACAAGGACUCCAAACUGCGUGCAAAGAAGUCACGCAAACAAUACGAGAACGAUGAAUGGGAUGGCUUCUCCGAAGAUAAUAAAAGUGAUGACGAAGACGAGAACGAGGAACAGACCGAAGCCGCUCACUCAACGGCAGAGGAACCUGCAGCCAGCAGUCUCUCCAACAAUGCAUCUCUUUUCUUCGAUCAAGAUAUCUUCCAAGGGUUAGGAGGCGAGGAAGAUGAAGAAGACGAGGAGGACGAGGCCGAGGACGAUGAAGAAGAGGAGGAUGAAGAUGAAGAUGAAGACGAAGAAGAGGACGAUAGUGACACCGAAGAAGAAAUCCCAGUUUCCAAGCAAAAGAACAAGAACAAGAAAAAAUCAGAGAAGCAGGAUUCCGAGUGGGUUGACGCUGAUGAAGAGGCCGAUUACCUUGAAGAACCUCGCAAAGCCAAUGGCCAGCUAGAUAUCGAUAUUAUUACAGCGGAAGCUAUGGCUUUGGCUCACCAGAUGGCCACUGGCGAGAGAAGGGCCACUGAUGUGAUGGACGAUGGCUUUAACCGGUUUUCAUUCCGUGAUGUCGAUGGUCUUCCAGAGUGGUUCAUUGAUGAUGAGGGCAAACACAGCAAGCUUCAACGCCCAAUCACCAAAGCGGCAGCGGAUGCUAUCAAGGAAAAGCUCCGUGCUAUCAAUGCUCGUCCUAUCAAGAAGGUGAUGGAGGCGAAGGGUCGUAAGAAGUUCAAGGCUGCGCAGAAGUUGGAGAAGCUGCGCAAGAAGUCUGCUUUGCUGGCCGAUGACGAGGCUCUUAGUGAGCGCGACAAAGCUCAGUCGAUCUCCAAGCUCAUGAGCAAGGCUACCAAGAAGAAGCCCAAGCAGCAAGUCAAGUUGGUUGUGGCCCGCGGUAACAACCGUGGUAUUUCUGGUCGUCCCAAGGGUGUGAAGGGUAAAUACAAGAUUGUGGACGCGCGUAUGAAGAAGGAUAUUCGAGCCCAGAAGAGAUUGGCGAAGAAGAAGGCCAAAUAA
Molecule: messenger RNA, 2433 nt
Organism: Penicillium angulare
Lineage: Eukaryota; Fungi; Ascomycota; Eurotiomycetes; Eurotiales; Aspergillaceae
Gene: spb1
Product: rRNA methyltransferase spb1
Exons: 4
Coding region: 1-2433 (810 amino acids)
Biological process (GO): rRNA methylation; maturation of LSU-rRNA from tricistronic rRNA transcript (SSU-rRNA, 5.8S rRNA, LSU-rRNA); maturation of 5.8S rRNA from tricistronic rRNA transcript (SSU-rRNA, 5.8S rRNA, LSU-rRNA)
Cellular component (GO): nucleolus; nucleus; preribosome, large subunit precursor
Molecular function (GO): rRNA (uridine-2'-O-ribose)-methyltransferase activity; rRNA (guanine) methyltransferase activity
Source: RefSeq, a predicted model, not a curated record